AUGAAAAUGUUGAAUCCGCACAGAGUUCGGCUGGAGCGCUGGGUUGUUGGCACAACCAACCGGUGGCGUUUUCCAAAACAGCGUUUCUCCAGGGACCUGUUGGCACUUUCCCAGAUGUGCAGUGUUUUGAAUAUAGACCCUGAUGACGCUAUGAAGAACCCAGACAAGUUAUGCAUUCCAAAAAUCUAUAAAUUUUUCUCUGAGAAUUUCAAGGACGAUGGCACCCAGAGUGGGGAAGCAGACGUGACUCUUGAAUGCCUAGGCUUCAAGUGGGAGUUGCAUCACCCUCAGAUUUUUCAGUCCGAGACCUUGGCCAAGCUUUACUUGACAGCCCUGAUGCAUAAUGCAAAAAGUCCCUCAAGGGACCUGGACAAGACUCUAAAAGGUCAGUCAUCUGGGAAGAUCAGAGAAAUGUCCCCUGCAAAGAAGAUGGUCAUUUCUUUGAAGAUCAAUGACCCGGCAGUCACCAGAGUUGCCUUCGCUCUGGCCCUCAAGAAUCUCUACAUGAAUGAAGUAGAGAUGAAUGCAGACGACGUGCUGGGGGUACUGGCUUCUGCUCACAUCCUCCAGUUUGGCCGCCUAUUUCAAAAGUGUAUCACCAUGAUGAUGAGCAGACUCACACCAAGCACCGUCAAGAACUUCUACCUAGCAAGCUGCAAGUACAAGGAAGAGCAACUCACAGUCGCCUGCGAGAAGUGGCUGGCGAUGAACUUGGUCCCUCUGGUGGGGACACAGAUCCACCUCAGGCACAUCCCUCAGCAUCUUCUCCACAAGGUGCUGAAGUCUCCCAGGUUGUUUACCUUUAGCGAAUUUCAUCUCCUGAAAACCUUACUUCUGUGGGUCUACUUGCAACUUAACUGCAAGGUCCAGGCAAUUCCAAUCCAUGAAACCAUGCUGGCGUUUUUCAGCAGCUUUCCCAAGAAGUGCUGCUUCCUGGAGCAGGACAUAGGCCAGAGCUGGAUGCCACUGUUCCUUUGCCUGCGGCUGCAUGGUAUCACCAGCGGCAAGGAUCUGGAGGAGUUAAGGCACAUCAACUUCUUCCCCGAAUCCUGGCUGGUCCAGGUUGCAGCCAACCAUUACCACGCACUGGAGAGCGGAGGCAACAUGGUCCAUCUGAAAGAUCUUUCUACCCAGGCUGUGAGGUUCGGGCUACUCUUUAGACUGGAAUACACCACUUAUUCAGAAAAGAUUUCUAUAUAUGGAUACUUCUUUGAGAUAAAGGGAAUCAAACAGGACGCUACCUCUUACAGUUUUUCUAUGCAGAGAAUAAAACAUACAGACUUGGAGUGCCCCUCCCCCAUCUGUGAGCACAGUGCCAUCAGCUUGAGAGCCCAGCGCCUGGUGAGGUAUGAGAUCAGAGCCCAGACACUGGUGGAUGGCAGGUGGCAGGAGUUCAGGACCAACCAGAUCACACAGAAGUUUGGGUUCCUCAAGCCGGGCUGCAAAAGCCAUGUCUUGAAAAUCCAAACUGCGGGCAUCCCAAUCUAUGCAAAUUUUGCUUUCAUCUUCCCCGUAUCUUGACAGUUUCCAG
Messenger RNA from Nannospalax galili (Upper Galilee mountains blind mole rat), 1531 nucleotides. It is a transcript of the gene Btbd16, whose product is annotated as BTB domain containing 16. The coding region runs from base 1 to 1521 and encodes 506 amino acids. Lineage: Eukaryota; Metazoa; Chordata; Mammalia; Rodentia; Spalacidae. The record is from RefSeq and is a predicted model, not a curated record. The transcript is spliced from 15 exons.